GCCAGCCACGAUCUCGAGGAGAAACUUCAAGCGUUCCAAGAGAGCGAGCGGACGUCGGCCCGAGCCUUGUUGCAUGCCAACGAGCACUUUCAGGACGCCGUCCCCUCGUUUUGGGAUUGGGUCGCGGAACAUUUGCAGAUGUCCGGGGCCACCGGCGUGGCGCCGCUGAUAGAGGCGUGGACCUCGAGUGAUCCGGAUCGCUUCAAGUCCUGCAACGAGAGCGUAGGCAUUUUUCCUGCCAAGGCCGCGAGCGGUUUGACGGAGCCCCUGCUUGGGCGAGUCCGGGGCCCGACGUUCAGUGCUUGGGUGAAUACGGCCCUCCCGGGCAUGAGGGAUGCGUUGAAGGAGUCUUCCACGCCGUCGUCGGGAGUCCCGGAGGCGGACGCGGGAGCCAAGGCACCCGUACCUCCAUCCCCUUCGCGUCCCGCGAAACGCUCGGCCUCAGGAGGGCGUCCCGGUAAACGAAAAGUCUCCCGCGUUCACGCUGCUGUUCCCUUACCAUCCGCGGACCCGAAUCUACCCCGAGACGUUGAUGCGACCUAUAUGGCCGUGGCGUCAUCGAAGCCGUGGGAACAGUACAAAGCGCAGGAGUCGUUUAUCCAUUCGUCGUGGCGUCGACUUUCGCUGUGGGCGGAGCUCCAGGAACAACUCGAGGAUUUCUGGGAAAACCAUGCCCUCGCGCACUGGAGCCGUCGUUUCAUGCGGGGGUCGGCCGAAGUGAAUGCCGAAGUCGAGAUGGCCAUGGGGCCAUUGGUGGGCAUUAUCGGAUGCCUAUACCGCAUCAUUCGGCGCCACGGGACCGACUUGUUGCGCUGCCUUUGUUACCCCCAUUCGUAUUGGCCGGACUUUCUUCGCGACGGGGUCUCUUUGAAGAUGAUAGCCUCGGUCCAGGUUGCUCGAGCCGUGCAGGAAUACCUGUCGUCGCAAGGUCCGGAAUUUUGGCCGGAGGUUCCGUCCAAUUCUCGCACGGAGCCGUUCGAUCCCCCUUUCAUGGCCACUGUAGCCUUCCCCAAGGGGCGCUCGCUGAGGGAGUUUUGGUUGAAGAUGUUUGACCCCUUGAAUUCGGCGAACUGUUCUCGGGAGAGAGUGUCGCGAGUGUUGGCGUGGUUGUAUGCUCAGGCCGAAGAGUGCCGACGCGCCGGCGUCUAUCAGGGGCGUUUCCCGUUCGUGAUGGGCGACCGUUCGCAUCCCCCCGAAGGGUCCCAGUGGGCACGUGGUAUGCCGCGCCCAGCGGGUAUUCCCCCCACGGGGCAUACGCCCCCACUUCCCCACACCACCGCGGUACCGAAAACGGACACGACGUUCGGCGCGUCCACAACCCUUUCAGCUUCCGGGGUUCAGAGUACGCUCCCUGCGCCGGAAAUGGUGGACUUGUUGUCCAAUUCCGCUACGGACACCGAUGAGGAGACGGUGAUCGUUGACCUUUGA
Messenger RNA from Aphanomyces astaci, 1428 nucleotides. RefSeq lists its product as hypothetical. The annotation marks the transcript as partial. The transcript has 2 exons. NCBI's taxonomy places the organism in Eukaryota, Oomycota, Saprolegniomycetes, Saprolegniales, Verrucalvaceae. The record is from RefSeq and is a predicted model, not a curated record.